AUGAGUUUUGUCCUAUCUCGUACUCCGUACAAAAGUUCACAUGAUCAGCAAGCUUCACCGCAAGCUGCUGCAGUUUCGCUUUGGACCAACACAAUGUUGCCGUUCGUUGUGUUUCUGUCGGUUCUGCUGGUCGUGAGCGGCUCCGGCGUGUGUCCGUGUGACAGGCCGGAGCUCUGUCAGCCAAUCCGGGGAGAGAGAGAGUUUGAGGUGUUUGUGUUUGAUGUGGGCGGAAAGACAUGGAAAUCCUACAACUGGAGCAUGGUGACGACAGUGGCCGCCUUUGGGAGUUAUGACGCUGAGCUAAUGUGUUUCGCUCACUCCAAAGGAGCGCGAGUUGUCCUCAAAGGUGAUGUUCAUAUUCCCUACAUUGUGGACCAAGCCAACAGGACCAGAUGGAUAACGGAGCAGGUCAGUUUGGCCAAGAAGCAGUUCAUGGACGGGAUUAACAUUGACGUUGAGCAAGCAGUGGAAGACGGCUCUCCAGAGUACUAUGCUCUGACAGCACUGGUCAAUGAGACGACGGAGGCCUUCCACAGGGAAAUCCCAGGCUCUCAGGUUUCAUUUGAUGUCGCCUGGUCACCAAAAUGUAUCGACAAGCGCUGCUAUGAUUACGUCACCAUCGCCAAAUCCUGUGACCUGGUGUUUGUGAUGUCCUACGAUGAGCAGAGCCAGAUCACCGGAGACUGCAUUGCAAUGGCAAAUGCCCCAUUCAACCAAACUCGAAAAGCCUAUGACGACUAUUUGGAUCUGAAGAUUCAUUCAAAUAAGCUGCUGAUGGGAGUACCAUGGUACGGCUAUGACUAUCCAUGUGUUAACCUUUCUCAGGAGGGCAUUUGUUACAUACCUAAAGUCCCGUUCCGUGGAGCUCCUUGCAGCGAUGCAGCGGGAAAACAAAAAUCAUACAAAUGGAUCAUGAAGCAGCUCAACAGCCCAACGUCGUCCGGCAGACUCUGGGAUGAUGAGCAAAAAGCUCCUUACUUCUAUUACAAGGAUGAGACAGGACAGUCCCAUCAGGUUUGGUACGAUGACCCGCAGAGUCUGUCCCCCAAAGCGGACUACGUCAUGUCCAAAGGCCUGAGAGGCAUCGGCAUGUGGAACGGCAACAUUUUGGACUACAGCGACGAUCCUGUAGCCAGGCAGCAGACCGCGCUGAUGUGGAAUGCCCUGUUAGGAUCCAAACUGGGAUGAACCGAAUGCUCCAGCAGGAGCUUCUGACUGAGCUGCUGAGCUCGCUCCCGUUGGUUUCCAAACAUCUUCGUUUAUAGUUGUAACUGGGCGUGGCCUCUGUUCAACUUCAGGGAUGCUUACUUGCAUGUUGCUUUUUUUACUUUAGAUGCAAUGAAUUAUGAUUCAGUAACAAAGACAAUCGUUUUAAUCGCAUUUGCACUGAUUUUUGAUUACCAUUCCAAGAACUGUGAUCUUUUUUUUUACUUUGUUCUUUAAUAAAGCUUUUACUAAUCGA
This is a messenger RNA of Poecilia latipinna (sailfin molly), 1462 nucleotides long. RefSeq names its product chitobiase, di-N-acetyl- (gene ctbs). The transcript is spliced from 7 exons. NCBI's taxonomy places the organism in Eukaryota, Metazoa, Chordata, Actinopteri, Cyprinodontiformes, Poeciliidae. Gene Ontology annotation, molecular function: chitin binding; hydrolase activity, hydrolyzing O-glycosyl compounds. Bases 1 to 1188 code for a protein of 395 amino acids. The record is from RefSeq and is a predicted model, not a curated record. Gene Ontology annotation, biological process: oligosaccharide catabolic process.